Messenger RNA from Rhipicephalus microplus (southern cattle tick), 1010 nucleotides. RefSeq names its product sulfotransferase 2A2-like. The record is from RefSeq and is a predicted model, not a curated record. Gene Ontology annotation, molecular function: sulfotransferase activity. Lineage: Eukaryota; Metazoa; Arthropoda; Arachnida; Ixodida; Ixodidae.
AUGGUUGUCAGGGGCACUCCAUUUGCGGGCUACUUCAAUCGCGAGUACAUCGAGUCUGCCAUGGACUACGUUCAUCGCAAGGGUGACCUCUUCAUAGUGACCUACGUCAAGUGUGGGACCACAUGGAUGCAGCACAUCGUGUACCUCAUCCAAAACGAUGGCGUACCUCCAGAAAAUGCUGUAGAAUUCUACAGGGCGUCGCCGUUCAUCGAGGUCUGUGGAGCUGAAUGCAUGCAAUGGGUAAAAACACCCGGUGCCGUCAAGACCCAUCUACCGCUGCACCAGAUACGCUACUCUCCCGAGGCCAAGUACAUCGUCGUCAUAAGGAAUCCAUUCGAUGUCGUGGUGUCGAUGCACCAUUUCUGGUACAUGAUAUCAGCGUACGGUUACGAGGGUGACUUCGAUGACUCCUUCGAAAACUUCAUGGACAAUUACAUCGAGAGUGGGGACUACUUUUCCUUUUACAGGGACUGGUACAAACGCAGCGCUGAUCCUAACGUACUCUUCGUUGUCUACGAAGACAUGAAGAAAGACCCUGAGGCGGCCAUACUCAAGGUCGCAAGGUUCCUCGGACCUGAGUACGAGCAACGCCUGCUGGCCAAUGACCGAAAGAUUCUCAAGGACGUGAUCAAGUACAGCAGCGUCGAUGAGAUGAAGAAGUACACCAACGAUAUGAUACACAAGUUCUACGCAGCGGAUUUCGCGUUCCAAGGACAGGAGUAUGGAGGUCUACGUAAGCUACACGAAGUCGUGCACAAUGGGUCUGCCACCUCCGCCGACAAGAUAACUUACGUCCGCAAGGGCAUGGUUGGAGACUGGAAGAAUUACUUUUCUCCAGAACAGGCGAAGAGGCUGAAGGAGAGAUUUCGACAGGAAACGAAUGGCUCUGGUAUGGCUCAUUUGUGGCCUGAUAUGGGAUUACACGAGUGAGAGGAUGGAGGUGCAUGAUUUCAGUCAUAAGUCUGUCGCAAGAUACCGUGUCCUAGCAUCACAGCUGUCGUGUAGGCAAA